Molecule: messenger RNA, 1020 nt
Organism: Penicillium concentricum
Lineage: Eukaryota; Fungi; Ascomycota; Eurotiomycetes; Eurotiales; Aspergillaceae
Gene: scw4
Product: putative cell wall glucanase (Scw4)
Exons: 1
Coding region: 1-1020 (339 amino acids)
Biological process (GO): cell wall organization
Cellular component (GO): fungal-type cell wall; extracellular region; cell surface
Molecular function (GO): 1,3-beta-glucanosyltransferase activity; glucan endo-1,3-beta-D-glucosidase activity
Source: RefSeq, a predicted model, not a curated record
AUGUUGGUCCCUCAUCGACAAACCGGCCUAACUCUCCCAUCAAAGCAACCCCCAAUAUCAAUCCCGGACACAGAUAGCUCCGCUGGGGCACCGCCGCCGCCUGAAGUAUCCAAGAAUAACGACGACGUGAACGACCGCUCUAUCCCAGCCCCAGCCAAGCAGAACAAGCUAAAACUCCCUAACUUCUACGAGCCGCCCGUUCCUUAUCCCCCUCCCCAGCACCCACAUGCCCAAUUCGGCAUCUCUUACUCCCCCUACAAAGCAGACCGCACCUGCAAGACCCAGGAAGAAGUAAACCAAGACCUAGACAGAAUUCCCGAAUAUUCCUUCGUCCGCAUAUAUGGCACAGACUGCGACCAAACAAGAAUAGUAUCCAAGGCCGCCCGACGACACAACAUGCGCGUUUUCGCCGGCGUCUACGACCUAACCGAUUUUCCAGGAAGCCUGAGCGCCUUCGGCGACGCCGUAACAGGCCCAGAUGGCAAAAAGGACUGGUCCAUCUUCCACACCAUCUCCAUUGGCAAUGAGCUUGUAAAUGCCGGCACCAACUCCCCCGGCGACGUCGCGGCCGCUGUGAAAAAGGCACGUUCUGUGCUCCGCGCACAGGGCUAUAAUGGCCCGGUCGUCACAGUCGAUACCUUCUCCGUCCUGCUCGACCACCCGGAACUCUGCCAAGUCUCCGACUACUGUGCUGCAAACUGCCAUGCUUUCUUCGAUCGUACCCAGCGGCCUGCUGGUGCUGGUCCGUAUGCGCUCGCGCAGGCGCGUAGUAUAUCUGCUCGGGCUGGCGGGAAGCGGACUAUGAUCACCGAGUCGGGGUGGCCGCAUGGUGGGGAUUCAAAUGGGGGUGCUAUCCCUUCUGCGGAGAAUCAGCGGCUGGCUGUCGCGAGUUUGAGGAAGAGUUUUGAUCACCGGAGGGAGGAUUUGGUGCUUUUUACUGCUUUUGAUGAUUUGUGGAAAGAUGAUAAUAGGUUCACUUUCAAUGCAGAAAGGUUUUGGGGGAUCCAUGGGGGUUUGUAG